GGUCUCUGCUGUCGCUGUGCGCAGGUUAAACAUGUCUAACAUCAGUUUUGAUAAAUCAUCCCACGUAUCAAAGGUCUGGAUUGCUCUGAGGCGCCUUGACAUGAACGAUGAAAGAGUGGUGGCUCUUCGAGAAGUGUCCAUUCCAACCUCGGCUGAGUUCACCACGAUCAUACAGAUUAUCAGCAAUGCCUUUGGGUUUAAAUCUUCCAAUGCUGUCUUCAAGAUAAGGAACCACCGAGGAUGUUUGAUCCCUCUGAACAGCUCCAUCCCUGCUAACAGCAAGCACAUGCCUUACUUGGUGGAAGUGACCAAGAUCUUUCAGCACGUGCAUCCCAAACCCAGAACCAUUCCCUUGACUGUGAUCAAUAAAAGCAUGAAGACCAGACUGCAGACUAUUGACAGGAGGAUCCAGAGACUGGAUGAUCUUCUGCCUCAGAUCAAACUCAGGCACAAUGAGAAACUCACCCAGGAGCUUCAAUGUCUCAACCAGAAGUUGAGGUUUCUGCAAAAGAGAAUGCAGGUCGCAGAUUCUCACAGCUGGAAAGGGGUACUAACCAGAGCCCCUCUGUGGUAAGCUCAGUGGUAAGAUUUUAUCAUGCCACUGAGAAAGGAUUUUGAUCUGGAUGUCCUGAGCUCUGGGCUUAGUUUCUUAUCCUGGAAUAAGUUUAUCAAACCACAUCUAUUAUCCUUCUGUUCAGACUGGGCAACAGGGCUUUAAAAACAUAUUUACCUCUGACCUCCAAACUAAUGCUGCUCUGCAUUAUUACAAUACUCUGCCUUGAUGUGUAAUGAGUAGUAACCUUGGUAUUACUGAGGAACAACUUAUUAACUUGUUAGCCAAGGAGUAGCACACUCGGAUGAUGAGAGCCAAAAGUGACUUUGUAUUGUUUGUGCCAUGAAAUAAAUUAAAUAAACAAGAGAUUGGAGUCUUGUAUUUUAAUGACUGAUGAUAAAAUGCAGAUGACUACCAGCACAGCCUCAUGUGAUGCAAUAGUCUGUUCCUAAGUACAUUAUUUUUUAACUCAAAAGUUUCAAGUGGACCUGCAUGUUUUUUUAGUAUCAGUAUCAGUUUCAGUUACGUUAUGAGAAAAACUUUAGAGUCAAUUUAGAGGAUUUGGAAUUUGCACAAUAGCUCCACCGCUCGAGAAACCAUGGCUGCACACUUCGAGUUUGCUCCUGUCUGAGAUUUCUUCCUGACAAAUGUCUAUUUGAAAUGUCUAUUUUUGAAUGUAUUUUGGGAGGGAAUAAAUUCUAAUAAUUUUUUCUUC
Messenger RNA from Mugil cephalus (flathead mullet), 1268 nucleotides. RefSeq lists its product as uncharacterized. NCBI's taxonomy places the organism in Eukaryota, Metazoa, Chordata, Actinopteri, Mugiliformes, Mugilidae. Bases 32 to 574 code for a protein of 180 amino acids. The transcript has 9 exons. The record is from RefSeq and is a predicted model, not a curated record.